Messenger RNA from Orbicella faveolata, 4937 nucleotides. RefSeq lists its product as uncharacterized. Lineage: Eukaryota; Metazoa; Cnidaria; Anthozoa; Scleractinia; Merulinidae. Gene Ontology annotation, cellular component: cytoplasm; nucleus. Gene Ontology annotation, biological process: actin cytoskeleton organization; protein phosphorylation. The record is from RefSeq and is a predicted model, not a curated record. Gene Ontology annotation, molecular function: ATP binding; protein serine/threonine kinase activity.
UGAAACCAAAACCAAACCAAUUUAUUGUCAGCCAAUCUCAAGCCGUAGCAAAACCAAGACCAAAACGGCAAAGUAAUUGCCUUAUUAUUUUCGACGCUCAAUUGAAAACUGCUCUUUUCUAUUCCUGUUAAUAGGUAUUUUUAAUCAGGUUACCUUGCCUUAGGGUCUUGGAAAGAAUGAGUAAUGGAGGUUCGCAUUUUCAAAGAUCUGCAAGAACAGAUGUAUAGGGGAAAACUAGAAAAUUGUACAAGUAUUUUCUUGUCCGAAAUUAAGAAAUUUCCCAUGUUAGUCAUGUUCCCGGCAUAAAUGCACGAAAUUUUCCGGGGAUCCUUGGAUCACAUGCAAAAACGCGUUGAAAAACUUAAAGAUAAGGAAAGAACAUUCCUGAAAAUAUUUAAAAAAAAACGCAAAACAGAACAAAACAAAGUCUUUUUCCCACAAGUAUUAGCUAGUAUUUGUUUUGCGGGUCAUGGUCUGAUGGUCACGUUAUAAACAGAUCGCUUACCGGCAACAAUGAGAGACAAUUGAUUGACAGCAGUCAAUAGACAAGAACACGCAAGGGGUUGUGAGGUCAACCAAUCAGAAGCGAGGAUUCGUGUUCAUUCCCGUCAGGCCGCGGGUCAAGUUUACAACUCGAAAGUAACACAAUCUGUACACACAGGCCUCGUACAAGAAGAUGCGUGGUCGGAGCGACGUUAACUGUCGGGUUAUUACAAAGUUUCUGGCUGAAAAACCUAGCUGACAUUCUUCCUUUAUCGAUAUUACACCUAUGGUGGUUCUCAUGGAUAUUACAGCUCAAGGGAAAGACGGCGCUGGUCGUACUUGCAAUGGCCCCGAGUGUGGGGAGGAAGAGUCGAGAAGAAUUGAUCCCAGCUUGUUAGAAAGCAUCCCUUCGUCGAUUCCCACUUCUUGUAUAUACCGCUAUCAGGAUUUUAUAGCCACUCUACUUGCCGACGGCUUUUAUGGAAAUAUUUAUAAGGUUCAACAUCGCGAAACGAAGGAAGUUAUGGUUUUGAAAAUGAAUAAACCUGAUGUGGAGAGAGACACUUGUACAAUGCUGGACGAAAUUAAAAUGAUGAGCCAUCUUUCGCACGAAAAUGUGAUAAGAUUUCUUGGAAUUUGUGUAGAUGAAAGCAGAGUGCAUCUUCUCUGCGAGUUCGUCAAUGGAGGAAACCUUGAAAGCCUUUUACUGGAACAUUCAGUUUAUCUGGACUGGACAACACGAUUGUAUCUCGCACGAGAUAUUGCAGAAGGGAUGCGAUACCUUCACCAAAAUGGUGUUAUUCACCGAGAUCUAACAUCAAAGAAUUGUUUGAUAAAAGAAAGAAAUGGAUGGCGUUAUGCUCUCGUCGCAGAUUUAGGCUUAGCAACGGAAAUAAAGGAGCAGUCAAUUGUGGGAUCUCCAUAUAACAUGGCGCCGGAACUUCUGCGAGGAGAGAAUUACGAUGAAAAGGCUGAUGUAUUUUCUUAUGGAAUAAUUUUAUGUGAAAUCAUUGGCCGGGUUCCAGCUGACCCAGAUGAGUUGCCUCGGACAAAUUCAUUUGGCCUAGAUGUGGAAAAGUUUCAACACAUGACAGGCGACUGUCCUCAUGACUUCCUUCAGACUGCACUGUGUUGUUGCCAGGUGGAGCCGUCGUCCCGGCCGACAUUUGUCGAGACUGCCAAACACUUGGAAUUCGUUCUCGUAGGAACUAAACCUUUCCGACCCCUCUUAAGUGAAGCAAUGGACUCCCGCCCUCCUCAAACACCAGCGUCAACGGAACAAAACAUAUAUCAGCCGGAUAAUAAACUUGAAUUAGACCCCGAGAAGGGCAGGAGAGGAGGGGAGGUUGAGGAGGACAUUACAACCUCGCCCGAACUUGUUCCUCCGGCUAUUAUCGUAAGUACCGAGACAUCACCGAGUAUGGUUCGAUCGGCCGAGAAGCGACGGCAGUCUUGGAUAGCUGGUCGAUAUAAACUGUUUAACACAGCGACCGACGACUUGCUGAAGAAUACUCCGAGUAAAUUGAAAAGUUUUUUCCAUCGCGUUCUUCGAGUACAGACCCACUUCGAUCCGUCCAGACAAAAGAAAGUUAAGGACGGUGCCAAACAAAGAUCAGCCUCGCAGUUGAGGAGUUACAGUAUGUUAAACCCUCAGGAAAAUGGAGGUGUGGUGACUUUUGUUGAGAAGGAAGGCUCGUGCCGAAGUCCUCCUCAUUCACGCGGAUUUCUUCGUAGGAAAAGUUCGGAGAAGGUUGUUCCGUCGGAAUCGGGGUCGCAAGAGGAUUCCGUUGAUGGGAAGAGCUCUCCUCGGAGUCUUGGCUCGGAAUGCGCUCUCUCUUUAACUUCGACCUCAACCCUCGACCGAGCCACAUCUCCGAAUUCACUCGAGAUAACUCGGUCAUCCCCGAGCACACGAAAUCCCAGGGAGUCCGACACACCGGUAUCUAAAGUGUUAGAUAAUUCGAACAGACCGCGAUGCAAGUCCACACCUGUCUGUUAUGACUUGAGUGCGGGGCCGUUAUCGAGGCGUACCGCGUCUCACAGGGAGUGUCCAAUCUACAAUGCUGAUCAUUCAACCUCCGAAGUACACGCUGAUGAAACGGGAAGGUUCAAGAAUAGGAAAUCGCCAUUUUGGUUUUUAAAAAGGAAAGGUAGUAAGUACAAAGGUCCCGAAUAAGAAAUAUUGAUAGGAAAAUUGAAAGUCUCUAUACCUCACUUUCUUUUUUUAUCGGGUUGUCCGGCUGCCAACUUGAAAAUCGUGGCCGGUUAAGCAUUGCCAGGGAAGAUCUUCCAACCCUUCCUUGCAGUUUUUGACCGACAAAGGUUGUGUGUUCUUCUCGGAAUGCAGUCUUCACCUCGUAAAAGAUGAGAGCUGGACAAUCAAACAAGAUAAAGAAAAAUCAACUCUUAACUGAGUUAACCAUCACAGUUAUUUUUAAACUGUUCUAAAGAAACACUAGCUGGAGGAGUGACGCUGUUUUCCAACUUGCCUGCUUAUUUUUCAGACGAACGGAAAUCGGUCUCGCCUCUCAGAUUGUGUGUUCGAGUCCAUGAAAGAAAACCUAGUGUGUGACCAUGCAAUUGAAAGCUAUUGAGCAGUACUUUCAUGUGGUACUGUACAUUUUGCUUGUCAAGCUGGUUCUACCUGUUUCGUGUUUGAAUAGAACCGCACAGCACCAAACACGUGUCACUCCUUGCGCCAUGUGAUGAAAAAGAAGCCUGACACAAUUUAUAAUGUAUUUUUAUUUCAUUAGUAUUUUUACUACUUUACACUUGCUGUACCAGUUUUACUCCAAGGGUUGAUUUGCAGUGCUCUUGCAAUAUAGUUAGCGUUGCGUUUCAGUGAUUUCUAAGCGGUGCUUUAAUUACGAAAGGAAAGAUGAAGUACGCGUUAUUUGGCAAGCAGCUCAAAACGGUCAGCGGAUGCUAAAGGCGUUCUUUUCCACCCUGUUUACAAUCGCUUUAUUUUUGGUCCGUAGCGAAGUAUUUCAAAUGAUUCAUUUAGAAACCUUAUUUUUCCCAGCGCAGUACUCACUUAUAUAACUUCACGGUGGUACUUUGAGUUUGAAAAGCCAUUGAAAAAUGAAUAAUAUAUUAAUUGAUUAAACAUUUUGAUUAGCCGCUGACAGAGAAUUACAAAUAUACAUUAAAUAAAAUGAAUUCAUUCAGCUGAUUGAAAACCGCCCAAAAGCGGGCCUUGCAGUCAGAAUUAAACUGAAUUGUUUGAAUAAUCUCGUGGCCUGACAACAAACGUAGUGCAGUACAAACUAUACAUUAGCUAGUGCUGGUAACUUUAAUGUUGUAAGAAGUACUGUCGUUCACAGCCACGUUGAUGGUUUUUCAAAGUUUGGACAUUCUUUUGUCAUCGCUACUGCUAAAAAGAGGCAUGAAAUAACUAGAAUUAAAAAAUUUGAGUUACAUAAGAUGGCAAAGUGAAAUUCAGAAUUGUUACAGAGAUAUCGUAACGUACGCAGAUAAAAUUUACUGCAUACUAGUUGUGCAAGUUCGAUUGAUCUUUAGGUACUGUUUCUUUGUGAGCAUCGCGUUAAGAGAGUAUUUGUUUUCUGCGAUUGCUUUGGACAUUUGUGUGUGAUCAGAUAGUAGCAAAAAAAGAAAAAAAAAACUUCAACACGUUGAUCAUACAUAAAGUAUCACAUCUCUUUUUUUCCACUGCAUGAUGUAAUAGGUCGUUCUAGGGGUAGGUUUUAUCCCUGCCUUGAAAUAGCUUUGUUCGAGGAACUAAUAUUAGUAUUUGUACCAUGCCAUAGAAAAUACAGCCAAUCAGAAAAGUCGUUGUAUAUUCGAUGGUAUUACACCAACCCUUCCCAUCAUGCGCCGCGCGAAUGUCGCAAUUGUGUUGACCACUGUGUUUUCUAUGCCAUGGUAUAAGAUAGUUAUCCAACGCUCUCUCGUGGUAUACCGUGGAAUAUCCCACUUGUCACUUGUAUUUCCUCGGUACACAGGUGACACGUGGGAUAUUUGUUGUGUUAGCUUACAUGAAGUAUUGUUCAAGUUAGUUAUAUGCGAGAUGCAUGUUGGUUAUAAAAGAUGGCGUCUUGAAGUAAACACGUUGUUCACUGAAGACUACCGUAAGCCCAAAUAACUCGUUAUAUGCUAUGGUAUACCACUCGAAAUCGUUGUAUAACUGGUAUAUCACUCACAUUGUGCGACGCAAACUCGCUGAAAGAUACCAUUAAUGUCCAUUUACUUCAGCGAAUAGAGGUGAAAAUAUAUAAGAUGUACAAAUAUUUGUGUUGAACGUCAAGUUCACUAAAGAAAUGGAAUAUUUCUAAUUUGUAAACAGUUGAAAUAUGACGAGAGAUUGAUGAAUUUAUUUACAUGAAUGAGAGUUUGUCUAUAUUUAGGACACUUCAGUUUAAUAAAGAUUAACUUAACACUUUGUAACGAAGAAAGAUCAAUUAAAUUAUUUGUAAGUCACUCAGUCUUCUUUUGUU